Sipha flava (yellow sugarcane aphid) is the source of this 495-nucleotide messenger RNA. RefSeq lists its product as uncharacterized. The coding region runs from base 1 to 495 and encodes 164 amino acids. The transcript has a single exon. Lineage: Eukaryota; Metazoa; Arthropoda; Insecta; Hemiptera; Aphididae. The record is from RefSeq and is a predicted model, not a curated record.
AUGAAAGAGAUGUUCUCAUCAAAGCUUCUGUCGCGACGAACGAAAGAAAGGUUAUAUAUCACAUAUUUGCGCCCCAUAGCAACAUAUGCAUGUGAAACAUGGGCAAGUACAAAUGGAGAUGAAGAAAAACUCUCAAGCUUCGAAAGGAAAAUAUAUGGUCCAGUAUAUAAUGUGAAUUCAGGGAUAUUCGAAAGAAGAAAGAAUAACGUAAUACAAAGACUUUUUAGCAACCCAAGUAUAUGCCAAUUCGUCCAUAGUAAGAUAAUAGAAUGGGCAGGCCACGUGUGGCGGGCAGAAAGAUGCCUCAUACGGAAGGUUAUGGUGGGGAACCCAACUAGAAAGAGACCGCUGUGGAGACCACGUCAGAGAUGGUUUGAUACGGUGAAGAGAGACCUGUUAAAAAUAAACAACACCUUCAGCAUAGGCAUGGCAACGGAUAGGAAUCAGUGGAGAAGGAUUGUGAAAGCGGCAAAGGACUUCAAUGGUCCGUAUUAA